This is a messenger RNA of Porites evermanni, 1162 nucleotides long. The record is from the annotation of a GenBank genome assembly. NCBI's taxonomy places the organism in Eukaryota, Metazoa, Cnidaria, Anthozoa, Scleractinia, Poritidae.
AUGAAAGAUUAUUUACCCUCCUGCAUAAGCCACAACCAUAUGGAUCAGACACGCCAGAAAACAGAAAAGGUAUAAAUUAGCUCUGUACUAAAAUCCCUCGAUGGAGUCAGCUGAAAGCAAACCAGUGAAAGUCCUCAGUAGUGGAGACUACCUAACGUUUGAAAGGCACAAGGAAGCCCAAUCUGCAAUGCAAGACACCAGGACUCCCUCAUCAAGACUAGAGGGCCUUAUUCCAAAGAUAGAAGAUUUCCAUGCCCAAAUGGAGUGGAUGCAGGUACAUGUAUUGCUAUUAACAUACAAAUGAGUUAUAUUUCAUAAUAUGUGGUAGUUUUGAGUGCGUUAGUGUGUCUUUCCAGGAAAACUACAUACUCCUUGGUGCAAAAGAGAUAGGAUAUUCCUUUGUGAGGAGAGGGGUGUGUUAUCAAAGACUGAAAACUUCAAAGAGAAUUAUAAAGCACAAUAAUUUGAAAUUCCAAAGAGGUGGAGAGAGGGCCUCAGUGGACUUGAUGAAGAGGGCAAGAGAAGCUAUGUGGUUAAAGCUAUCACAGAUUUCCUGGAAGAGCAUAUUGUUUACAGUGUACCUGAGUUGAGCCACACCGCUCCCACAAGCAAUGAUCUUAAGUGUCGAGUAUGCCAGAAAGCCUACAAAAGGUCAGCUGCUUUGAAAAAACACGAGGAAGAGAAGCAUGGGAUUCUGGACAUUAGUCAGCCUGCAACAGAACAGAGCCAGACAGUAGACAAGGUCAGAAACUACACCCAUCAGCUUCUCAUACUGCUGUUACUGCGCCUUGACCACAAUGAUGCGAUCGAACAUAGGGACGGUGAACGUGUCACAGGCUGUACAAAUACUUUUGUCUCUACUUCAAGGUGUCCAAUUGUCCGAAAUACUCAUUUGCCAUGCUUCAACUUCAAGCUCAAGUCAAUGUACUGUUGUCUCCCAGAUUGGCUCACUCACUCACUUGGAAUAGGUUUGUCAACCAUCAAGGGAAAUCAGAUACAAACCAUCCAAUGGAUCUGGAGAUUCAGCAUGACAAUAAGUUGUUCGAGAAUGACUGUCAAAGCUAUUGAGGUGAAAUUACCGACAAAACCAUCCAGCGUGUUGGUAGAAGCACAAUGCCCUCUGACGAAAUUCUCAGAAACUUUGACAAAACUUCUGAGGUAA